Molecule: messenger RNA, 987 nt
Organism: Dichotomopilus funicola
Lineage: Eukaryota; Fungi; Ascomycota; Sordariomycetes; Sordariales; Chaetomiaceae
Product: CAP domain-containing protein
Exons: 3
Coding region: 1-987 (328 amino acids)
Cellular component (GO): extracellular region
Source: RefSeq, a predicted model, not a curated record
AUGAAGCCUUCACUCUUUCUCGUCGGCUGUAGUGCCAUCCUGGUGGCCGCCAGUCCUAUCCUUCAAGGCCGAAGGCUUUUCGUUGAGACGGAGGUCAUCGUUCAAUAUGUCACUGUUACUGUGACAGAGGGUGCUGCCACAACAACGGCCUCUAAGACGACUCCACCUCCACCUCCACCUCCGCCUCCUCCGACAACCACGGCUCUGUCUAAACCGUCAACCACGUUACUGCCCUCGCCGCCGCCUCCGCCGCCUCCCCCUCCUCCUCCGCCUCCGCCUCCUCCGCCGCCGCCGCCCUCUACCACUGGACCUACCACGUCUACUGCGGCACCCAAGCCAACCACGACCAGCACAACGGUCCGGCCUCCCAACCCCUCUUCUAAACAACCCCCGGUUCAAUCCUCGUCGAAGUCGGAACCCCCCCCAGCCCCUUCCUCUACCACGCAGGACCAGACGCCGAAACCGUCAGACUACGCAAGCACCGCUGUUUACCAUCACAACAUUCACCGCUUUAACCAUUCCGCCAAUGCCGUAGAAUGGAGUGAUGAACAUGCGAAAUAUGCAAAGACCCUAGCUGAAACAUGCGUCUUCGCGCACGAUACAUCUAUCGGUGGCGGUGGCUACGGUCAAAACUUAGCCAUGUGGGGAUCAAGUGCCAACCCGGAAGCCUUUGGGGCAACAGCUUCAGUUGCUCGUGCCGCCAGCAAUGGCUGGUACAACGGCGAGUUGAACGAUUUCCCCGCGAGCGAAUAUGGUAAGGACAGUCCCGACAUGUCCAACUUUGAGAAGUGGGGCCACUUCUCGCAGCUUGUGUGGAAGGGGACAGAGAAGGUUGGCUGCCACAGUCAAUUUUGCCCACCCGGGACCAUGUCAGAUCUUGGAUCCUGGUACACUGUCUGCAACUACUUCCCUGCCGGGAACAUGGGUGGUGCUUACGCCAAAAACGUCUUCCCCCCUGAAGGCCAAGCUACCAUUGCGGCUGAAUAA